GGUCUAGUGGUAUUUGAUAUUGUCUCAGACCUCAUUGUAUUUGAUAUUGUCUCAGUUUCCAUGGUAUUUGAUAUUGUCUCAGUUUUCAUGGUAUUUGAUAUUGUCUCAGGUCUCAUGGUAUUUGAUAUUGUCUCAGUUUCCAUGGUAUUUGAUAUUGUCUCAGUUUCCAUGGUAUUUGAUAUUGUCUCAAGUCUCAAGGUAUUUGAUAUUGUCUCAGGUCUCAUGGUAUUUGAUAUUGUCUCAGUUUCCAUGGUAUUUGAUAUUGUCUCAGGUCUCAUUUUAUAUGAUAUUGUCUCAGGUCUCAAGGUAAUUUAUAUGGUCUCAGGUCUCAAGGUAUUUGAUAUUGUGUCAGAUCUUGUGGUAUUGGAUAUUGUCUCAGGUCUCAUUGUAUUUGAUAUGAUCUACAGUCUAGUGGUAUUUGAUAUGGUCUCCAGUCUAGUGGUAUUUGAUAUGGUUUCAAGUCUCAUGGUUUUUGAUAUUGUCUCCAGUCCCAUGGUAUUUGAUAUGGUUUCAAGUCUCAUGGUAUUUGAUAUGGUCAAAGGUCUGGUGGUAUUUGAUAUGGUCUCCAGUCUAGUGGUAUUUGAUAUGGUAUCCAGUCUCAUGGUAUUAGACAUGGUCUCAGGCCUUAUGGUAUUUGAUAUGGUCUCAGGUCUCAUGGUAUUUGACAUGGUCUCAGGUCUCGUGGGAUUUGACAUGGUGUCAUGA
This is a messenger RNA of Lottia gigantea (owl limpet), 705 nucleotides long. RefSeq lists its product as hypothetical. The transcript has 3 exons. The record is from RefSeq and is a predicted model, not a curated record. Lineage: Eukaryota; Metazoa; Mollusca; Gastropoda; Lottiidae. The annotation marks the transcript as partial.